Molecule: messenger RNA, 5399 nt
Organism: Stegostoma tigrinum
Lineage: Eukaryota; Metazoa; Chordata; Chondrichthyes; Orectolobiformes; Stegostomatidae
Gene: abcf3
Product: ATP-binding cassette, sub-family F (GCN20), member 3
Exons: 22
Coding region: 502-2436 (644 amino acids)
Molecular function (GO): ATP hydrolysis activity; ATP binding
Source: RefSeq, a predicted model, not a curated record
UGAUGACGAGCCGGCCGGCUGGCGGAGGGAACAUGGCGACUUAUGUAGAAAUCAUCCGGCACGAGUUUCCCGAUAUCGACUCUGAGCUUUUCCAAUACGUGACAGGUAGCUGAACAGUUUGCGGGUGUGAAUGGUAUGGUGAGAAAGUGAAAACCUGAAGAAAAAAGUCACAUACCUGAAGGACUGAGGGAAACAAAAGGACCGACCGCUGAAUCUUGAAGAUCUGUGCUAUGGAAACUAUCCCUGAUAGUUUUUUAACACUCCACGCAUAACACAAUUCCUUUUUUGUCUGUAUUCCAAGGGAGGAGAUUCAGAAGGGGUUUCGUGUUUUAACUAGCAGAAUUAUAUGUCUGUUCAUAGUAGAUUCUAACCCCAGGUGUUCUGGAUAGCAGUGCUGCCGAUUUUGAAUCGGUUGAUGAAAUUUUUGAAGCAAUUGGUGAUGUUCUGCAAGAAGUGUCAGCCUCAAAAAACAAAGAUGAUGUACGAGAGAUUUGUCAAAAAAUGUUUAACACCCUUAAACUCAAUACAUCCAACUCGUCAAAAUCAAAUGUGCUGUUGAAAGCUCCUAUACAGCUCUCUCAAAUGACUGGGCACGCUGACCACAAGACUGAAGAUGUCAAAGGAAUCUGGAUGAUGAGAAGGGAUUUAGGCACGACAGUAGAUGCUAAGAAACUGGAGAAAGCUGAAGCGCGGCUAAAAGCAAAGCAAGAAAAGAGGACAGAGAAGAACUCGCAGAAGACUGCAAAUCCAUUGAUUCUUGAGGAAGCUUCAGCCAGCCAAGCAUCAAACAAGAAGGAAAGCCGUUUGGAAGCAUCAGGAAAGAACAAGUCAUAUGAUAUCAAGAUUGAGAAUUUCGAUGUCUCGUAUGGAGAAAGGAGCUUACUUACUGGCGCUGAUUUGCACCUCGCUUAUGGCAGGCGUUAUGGUUUGGUUGGUCGGAAUGGCUUAGGGAAAACAACGCUACUGAAGAUGAUGUCAGCGCGGAGCCUACGGAUCCCAUCACACAUCAGCAUCUUGCAUGUGGAGCAGGAGGUGGUGGGCGAUAACACACAGGCACUCCAGAGUGUGCUGGAGUGUGACACAGUGCGUGAAAACCUGCUACAGAAAGAGAAAGAAUUGACGGCAAAGCUCAACAGUGGUGUGGGCGAUGGUUCAGAGAGCAGCAAGUUAACAGAAAUUUAUUCAAAAUUGGAGGAAAUUGAGGCAGACAAGGCACCAGCCAGGGCCUCAGUUAUUCUGGCUGGUUUGGGGUUCAGUUCCAAGAUGCAGCAACAGAUGACCAGGGAGUUCUCUGGAGGCUGGAGGAUGCGGUUGGCUUUGGCCAGGGCUCUGUUUGCCAAGCCGGACCUGUUGUUACUAGAUGAACCUACGAACAUGUUGGAUGUGCGAGCCAUCCUAUGGUUGGAAAACUACCUACAGACCUGGCAAUCCACUAUCCUGGUGGUGUCGCACGAUCGCAACUUCCUAAAUGCUGUGGCGACCGACAUUGUUCAUUUGCACUCUCAGCGCCUGGAAACCUACCGGGGUGACUAUGAAAACUUCGUAAAGACCAAAGAGGAAAGAUUGAAAAACCAGCAGCGCGAGUAUGAAGCUCAGCAGCAGUACAGAGAGCACAUACAGGUGUUCAUUGACAGAUUCCGAUACAAUGCCAACAGAGCUUCUCAAGUACAGAGCAAGUUGAAACUGCUGGAGAAACUGCCAGAGCUGAAACCUCUUGAAAAGGAACUGGAGGUGACUAUAAGGUUUCCUGACAAUUUUGAGAAGUUGUCACCUCCAAUAUUACAGCUGACUGAAGUCGACUUCAGCUACUCCCCUGAGCAUCGUAUUUUUGUGAAUUUGUCUGUGUCAGCUGACCAGGACUCUCGGAUUUGCAUUGUUGGAGAGAACGGGGCUGGUAAAACAACGCUGUUAAAGAUACUUCUUGGAGACCUGACACCGGUUCAGGGUAUCAGACACGCUCAUAGAAAUUUGAAAAUUGGCUAUUUUAGUCAGCACCAUGUGGACCAGUUGGAAAUGAACGUCAGCUCAGUCGAACUCUUGGCAUCGAAGUUUCCAGGGAGGCCAGAGGAGGAAUACCGGCACCAGCUUGGUGGCUAUGGGAUAUCAGGUGACCUGGCUGUCCGGCCAGUUGCCAGUUUGUCUGGAGGACAGAAGAGUAGAGUGGCGUUUGCACAGAUGACAAUGGCCCAGCCCAACUUUUACAUCCUGGAUGAACCUACAAAUCAUCUUGACAUGGAGACGAUUGAAGCAUUGGGAAAUGCACUACAAAAAUUUAAGGGUGGAGUGAUGCUGGUAUCUCACGAUGAACGGCUGAUCCGUAUGGUAUGCAAGGAGUUGUGGGUGUGCGGCUGUGGUACUGUGAAGCGAGUGGAUGGUGGCUUUGACGAGUAUAAAGACAUUCUGCAGGAACAAUUUCGCAAGGAAGGAUUUCUAUGAGACUGCAAUCAUCAACCAGCUACUUUCCAAACUGGGCUGAGAGGACAGACUGUCACUGACUUGCUGCUUUCAUCAAGCAAGGCUUGAAUAUGGCCCACUUUUGGCAUCUCCCUCCCAUUUCCUCACUUGAAGGAAUUGAUUGCUCUUGGUUCCCCAGAUUAGCAACCAGAGAAUUGUUUACACUAUUCCAGCCUUGGAACUUUUAUUACUAUUUGUUUAUCUAUAAAUUAGUACACUGAUCAAUUAAACACACCCCUCAACUACUUCUACACCCUUCCCUGCUGAAUACAUGUAACUUGUGCUAUCAGUUGGAAACCUGCAAUGAUUGCAGUUCAAUGCAAUAACCUAUUGCUAAUACAAAAAUUAAUAAAUAUUUUUCCCUCCUCUCAUUCAAAAAUUCAGUUCCUAUCAGUGUUUAUGGGCACAAAUAAAUUUGAAAUUCAGUUUUGUUUGGGGAAAUGCUUCUGCUUGCAGAUGGCUUGAACAUCGCAUUCAGUGGUGGCCCCAGCCAAUAUUUGGGUUUUGAGGGAGCCCUGUUAAACCCUUAGAUGACUCUCAUUUGCUCCUGCUUUCCUAUUGUUUGCUGACUGGAUCAGUUCUGGUAACAUCCCCAGAACCUGCAGUCAAGACAACACCAAGCUAGAUUCUAGCCAAUAGGUGAAGUCAUUUUGGGUGCUGAAGGAUGUUCCUUUCUGUGCAGUAACAGUGUCUUUGUGUUCUGCUAUCGGAUGUGUCUAGAAUACUCUACAUCACCGGGCUACAUUAAGUGGACUUUUUCUCAAACUGAGUAAUACUGGCAAAUCAUUUGACUACUAUAAACAUUUUAAAACAUUGAAUUUAAUUGAUGUAUUUUGUUAACAAUGAUGUGGCAGAUUUACCAUGCACUCACCCACUUGCAAAUAAUUUCUUCAUCUGUUUUGGAAGUGCUAGCCUACUUCUCGAUGGAAAAUCAUUCAUGGGCUGAGUCAUUCUGGUCAGUCUAUCAAGCCUACAGCUAACAAUUCAGAUUGUACUUUAAAUGCUGUGUCUAGUUUGGGUCAUGAUUCUUGGAACAAUUAUAGCUAAGAAUUCUAAGGAAUUCUCAACAUCACGAGGACUGAUCCAGAUGCAAAAUACUGUAAAUGAUGGAUAUCCAAAAUAAAAGCAAAUUACUGGAGAAACUCAGUAGGACAGGCAGCAUCUGCGAAUUGUGUAGGUGUUAGCAUUUUUGAUCCGUGACCUUGCAUUUUGUUUUAUCACAGGGAAUGAGCUAGAAGAAAGCUGUUGGAACACUUUUUUAAAAACCCAUAAUCUUUUAAAAGUUACCGAGAACUGACCUGAGUGAGGCCUGCAUCAAAACAUGUUUUCCCUAUCUGUCCAGAUCUCUGGAGAGAGAGAUACAGUAACUCUACAGGUCAUUGACCUUUCAUCCUGAGAAAUUAGAAAUUUGAUAGGUUUUAAACAGGUAAAACGAAGGAUUUUGUAAAGAAAGACUUGUGAUAGGGUAGAAGACAUGCUCAGACAUUGAAGAACUACUUUAAAUCAAUCAAUUUUCUCCGAAUGAAAGAUGCUAAGGGAACCCAUAUAGGUCCUAGCACUGUUCUUUUGUUUUUAGCUCCUUCAUCCCAGGAGUUAGAUUCUUGCUUUCUUCCCAUGGGCUGUGCCUCUUGUUAGGCAUUUCUAGGGUUAUAAACUUGAAGAAUGUUAUUCAAACCUUUGGCUGAGUCUGAGCUGCACUAGUUAGUGGAUAAAUUGAACAUAGAAAUAAAAGCAGGGUCUCAUAAGGAUGUCAAAGAUUGUAGGAACUGCAGAUGUUGGAGUCGGAGAUAAUACAAUGUGGAGGUGGAGGAACACAGCAGGCCAGGCAGCAUCAGAGGAGCAGGAAACUUGAUGUUCCAGGUUCUGACCGGAAAUGCUAACUUUCGUGCAGAUCUGAUGCUGCCUGGCCUGCUAUGUUCCACCAGCUCCUCAUUUAUCUCAUAAGGAUGUGUUGCUGAAAUUAUUAUAUAACAUUUAAUUUGAUUUAUUAUUGUCACAUGUACCUAAGCACAGUGAAAGGUUUUACUUUGUGUACAGCACAGGCAGAUCAUGACUGCCAAAGAUCAUAGUAUGCCUUGCUCUGUUCAGUCAUCCUAAGUUUUGGCUGCAAAGAAGGUCCACAAAAAGCAAGUUCAGUAUUUAGAUUUGAAAUUUGAGGGCUAUUCAGAACCUUAAAGAAAAUGCAAGGAAGAAGCUAUUCUUGAACCUUUGUGUGUUUAACCUGUUGUCUUCUGCCUGAGAGAGGAGAUUGGAAGAGAUGAUAAUUGGGGUGGGAGGGGUCUUUGGAUGCUUUUUUGAGGCAUCGAGAAGUGUAGAUAGUUCAUGGAUGGAAGGUUGGCUUGUGUGGUGGUUUGGGCUGCGUUCAAAACUUUUCCCAUAGUUUCUUACAGUCCUAGGCAGAGUAGAUGCCACACCAAGCCAUGAUGCAUCCACAUACAGAUUCACCAUAAAAAGCAUUCUAAAAGUUGAUGAGAGUGCUUAUGAACAUGCUGAAUCUCCUUGCCUCCUGAGGAACAACAGACAUUGUUGUAAUGUGUAGAAUUAAUGGGAAAUAUCUGGAAAUUGAUGUUUCUAAUAAAGAAAUUAUUUAGAAAGCUUCAACUUCAGAGUGUGAAAUCAUACUACGUGACUUGGCUAGAGAAAAGCUUGAGUCAAAAAAGAGGAUCCUUCUGAUUUCAAUGGGAAUUUGAUUUAACUAGAUAUCUGAAUUUAGUGCCUAAAUUUAGUGUAAUGUUGAAAGAUAUUUCCCAUCGUUUGAAGUAUCCAAGAGAUGCUUGGAUCUUAACUGUAACCUACAUCUACAGUAAAAUUAUGAAUGUGGAUGCCAGUUUGGUAGAACAAUUUACAGAUCAUGAAACUGUUAACAAAGAUUCAAAUAAUGUACUUAACUUUUCUGGAGUUAAAAUGUUUAGCAACAGGUGAAGCCGUUUUUAACAUUCCAGUCG